ACGUUAUUCGCAGCCCGCUACCGUUGAGCAGUGGGCAUGCAGUGGGAAUCAAACCGCGUCGACGUAAGAACGUGCCACACGUAAAUAAUUUCGAUCGCGCGUUCUUGCACUCGGCGACUCCGACAAAAAUAUAAAAUCAAACAACUGGACUGAAAUAAAUCAUGUACGUUUUCAUGUAAACUGUAAGUGUAAUUUGAUAUAAAUUCGGAAAUAUAAUUUAAAGAAAUAAUACAAAAGUUAUUUUAGUUUCUAAUAAAAACAAUAAUGGUUUAAGUACGUAAAGCUCCCGUUGAGCUUUUGGUGAAAGAAAAUCGCGCAUCUGUAUUUUCACACAACAAAUUUUAAAAUGAUGAUGGCUAGUGCAAAAUUAGUGAGAGACUGUAGCUCGGAACUGAGCUCCGACGUGCGGUCUCUUUCAGUAGCAUCUUCUACUGAGGAACAAGAGUCCACCGCCACAGAGUCCGAGUACUCCGAAGAGGAGAAGGAAUAUGAGUUAGAAGAUCUUCAAAUUCUCAAAACUAUAGGGACCGGUACAUUCGGGCGCGUGUGUCUCUGUCGAGACAAAGCCGCCGACGAAUACCUGGCAAUGAAAAUAUUAUCUAUGGCCGACGUUAUCCGCUUAAAGCAAGUUGACCACGUUAUGAAUGAGAAGAGCAUAUUAGCGGAAAUCAAUCAUCCAUUCGUAGUGAAUUUGCGAUGGUGGACCCAUGACGACUCGUGUAUCUACAUGUUAUUUGACUACGUGUGUGGGGGUGAACUUUUCUCUUAUUUGAGAAAUGCUGGCCGUUUCAGCAAUAGUAUUGGAAAUUUCUAUGCAGCAGAAAUAGUCUCGGCGUUAGAGUACCUUCACGCUCGAAACAUUGUGUAUCGAGACCUGAAGCCAGAGAAUCUAUUGCUCGCGAAGGAUGGCCACUUGAAGAUCACAGAUUUUGGAUUUGCGAAGAAACUAACAGAUCGCACUUGGACACUUUGCGGCACGCCGGAAUAUUUAGCACCUGAGAUCAUUCAAAGUAAAGGGCAUAAUAAAGCGGUCGACUGGUGGGCUUUAGGUGUGCUGAUCUACGAAAUGCUAGUUGGCUAUCCUCCGUUCUACGACGACAAUCCUUUUGGAAUAUAUGAAAAAAUACUAAAUGGUCGAGUGGACUGGCCGAGGCACCUGGAUCCGGUUGCGAAGGAUGUCAUAAAGAAACUCCUCGUGCAAGAUAGAACCAAACGGCUUGGCAAUAUGAAGUGUGGUUCAGAGGAUGUGAAAAGACAUCGGUGGUUCAAGCACAUCGACUGGGCUGAUGUUUUCCUAAAAAAGUUACAGCCACCAAUAGUGCCAUCUGUAUCCUACGAAGGGGAUACAUCAAAUUUCGACGAAUACCCCGAAACCGAUUGGAAAUCGGUGCGAUCUCUCGAUCCCGAUGAGCUCAAGUUAUUCGCCAACUUUUGAUGUAGAAUCCAGUAUAUUUAGUGUCUAAAUCUUAAUUUAAAGAAGUAGAAGAUAAGAUUUCGUACGAAAAGGCUUAGACUUCUUUUAAAUUAAUUCUGAAAUCAUUUUGUAACAUGUUACAAAAAGGAAAAUUUACCAGUUUCCAUUAGCGCUACCUAAACUGUACAAAUUCUUUUGGAGAUAGAGAGAAAAACCAAAAGGAUGAAGUCAAAAGAAUGGAAAGAACAUUUUACUUUUUUAAAUAAUAACAUUAAGUCAUUUUACCUAUUAUCGACUAGGUAGGUACACUUUUUGUUGACUAGAGUGUAUUUAUUUAACUUAUUGUCAAUUGCAAGUAUUGCAAUAAUAUACUAGUUAACUAGACAAUUGUAAAUGUAAAUAUAACAUUAGUGUAAGACUAUGAGUAAAUGAAUACCAAUUAA
This is a messenger RNA of Maniola jurtina (meadow brown), 1857 nucleotides long. RefSeq names its product cAMP-dependent protein kinase catalytic subunit 3 (gene Pka-C3). Gene Ontology annotation, molecular function: ATP binding; protein serine/threonine kinase activity. Bases 347 to 1435 code for a protein of 362 amino acids. Gene Ontology annotation, biological process: protein phosphorylation. The transcript has 7 exons. NCBI's taxonomy places the organism in Eukaryota, Metazoa, Arthropoda, Insecta, Lepidoptera, Nymphalidae. The record is from RefSeq and is a predicted model, not a curated record.